This is a messenger RNA of Aethalodelphis obliquidens (Pacific white-sided dolphin), 2691 nucleotides long. It is a transcript of the gene RASSF9, whose product is annotated as Ras association domain family member 9. Lineage: Eukaryota; Metazoa; Chordata; Mammalia; Artiodactyla; Delphinidae. The transcript has 3 exons. The record is from RefSeq and is a predicted model, not a curated record. Gene Ontology annotation, biological process: intracellular transport; signal transduction. Gene Ontology annotation, cellular component: cytosol; trans-Golgi network transport vesicle membrane; recycling endosome. The coding region runs from base 415 to 1722 and encodes 435 amino acids.
CUCCAGCUUCGCUCCUCGAUGUAUGUUACAGCACUGACACCCCGGGCGGGGGAAUUUUGUGUCGAAUCGCUGGGCAAAGACUUCUUGGCCCUCACUCCUGCUUGCCUCCGUCAGAUUACUUUUCACAGACUGGAGCUGGAUGGGAGGUGGAGACGCCUCCUUCGAGGCUGAAGCUGGGCAGGUCUCCAAAGGUGCAGCAGCCACAGCAAUCCCGCAGUUCAAAGUUAAGCAACAGUUGCACAACUUCCAGCAGCUCCCUUCAGACGGAUACUAAUGAGCUGAAAGCCAGGAGCAUCUGAGGAGGUGAAGAGGAAGCUUCCAGGUCUCUUCCCUUCACCCUAGAAAUCCAGAUAUCUCCCCCAUCCCCAGAGAACUUUGAGAUACUGUCCUUGCUGUUCGCUGGCCUGGCGGGCCAUGGCUCCCUUUGGAAGGAACUUGCUGAAGACUCGGCAUAAAAACAGAUCUCCAACUAAAGACAUGGAUUCAGAAGAGAAAGAAAUUGUGGUUUGGGUUUGCCAAGAAGAGAAGAUUGUCUGUGGGCUAACCAAACGCACCACCUCUGCUGACAUCAUCCAGGCUUUGCUUGAGGAACACGAGACUACGUUUGGAGAGAAACGAUUUCUUCUGGGGAAGCCCAGUGAUUACUGCAUCAUAGAAAAGUGGAGAGGCUCUGAACGGGUUCUUCCCCCAUUAACAAGAAUCCUGAAGCUUUGGAAAGCAUGGGGAGAUGAGCAGCCUAAUAUGCAGUUUGUUUUGGUUAAAGCAGAUGCUUUUCUUCCAGUUCCCUUGUGGCGGACAGCUGAAGCCAAAUUAAUGCAAAACACAGAAAAACUGUGGGAGCUCAGCCCAGCAAAUUACAUGAAGACGUUACCACCAGAUAAGCAAAAGAGAAUAGUCAGAAAAACUUUCCGGAAACUGGCUAAAAUUAAGCAGGACACGGUUUCCCAAGAGCGAGAUAGUAUGGAGACAUUAGUUCAUCUGAUUAUUUCCCAGGAUCAUACUAUUCAUCAACAAGUCAAGAGAAUGAAAGAGCUGGAUCUGGAAAUUGAAAAGUGUGAAGCUAAAUUCCACCUCAACCGGGUAGAAAAUGAUGGAGAAAAUUAUGUCCAGGAUGCAUAUUUGACGCCCAGUUUCGGUGAAGUUGAGCAAAAACUAGGCUUGGAGUAUGAUGAAAACCAGAUUCUGGAGGACCUGAGAGAAAGUGAUGGAAUUGUACAGCUGGAGGAACGACUAACAUAUUAUAGAAAGCUCAUUGAUAAGCUCUCUGCCGAAAUAGAACAAGAGGUAAAAAGUAUUUGCACGGAGAUAAAUGAAGAUGCGGAAGGGGCAGCUGCAAGUGAACUUGAAGGCUCUAAUUUAGAAAGUGUUAAGUGUGACUUGGAGAAAAGCAUGAAAGCUGGUUUGAAAAUCCACUCUUACUUGAGUGGCAUCCAGAAAGAGAUUAAAUACAGUGACUCAUUGCUUCAGAUGAAAGCUAAAGAAUAUGAGCUCCUGGCCAAGGAGUUCAAUUCCCUUCAUAUUAGCAACAAAGAUGAAUGCCAGCUAAAGGAAAACAGAGGAAAGGAAUCUGAGGUCCCUACCAGCAGUGGGGAGGUUCCUCCUUUUACUCAAAGAGUAUUUAACAUGUAUUCAAAUGACACAGACUCGGACACUGGUAUCAGCUCUAACCACAGUCAGGACUCAGAAACAACGGUAGGAGAUAUGGUGCUGUUGUCAACAUAAUUUGAAUGGCUUCUUUCUGACCUACUUCAAUGUUGUUCGCGUUUGUUUAAUUUAGUAGGAAACGUUAAAUAUUCCAUUCUGCAAAAAAAUGUAAAUCACGUUAAAGUGUUCGGUAGUUAAUAAAAACUAGAGAAUUUUGUAAGUUUGUUUUUGAUUUAAGAGUUCCAAUGUGACCUAAUUAUUGCAAGUUCAAACAAUGAACUCUUUAUUAAGAAUGCAGCACAAAUAGCUUGCAGGUAUAUAACAGAGAAAUAAUUUGAUGGGAAUUAUCAUCUCAUAGCUUCUGUGAGAAAUGAUUUAUUCAAACUGCAAACUAAUUCUUGAUAUUAGUCAAUAUAUUGAAACUAUACACAUGAACAAGUAAAAUUAAAAUGUACUGUUAUAUAUUUUUCAACAAUGUAUCAUUGGAAUUUUAUAAUCUGUAAAGUACAUGACAGCUACUAUAUUGUAACUGUAUUAAUUCAAAUUCUGAUUUUUUUCAUUGAUAUUUAGAAUGUGUAUCAUCUCUGUUACUUCCUGAACCCCUCUACCUGUUAGGCCUAGAUGACAGGAAGUGGGAAGGGUUGCUAUUGGGACAUGUACAAAUACCAGCAGUGGAUCAGAGAGGAGUAUAGAAGCCUAAAAUUAUUAAGGGAUAUGAAUGUGCUUUCUCUCCCUGAUAUGCAAAACUUUGGUCAGACCAAUGGUCUGUGCAGUUUCAUUCCUUGAAUGAGAUAUGGCGUGGGUUACAGAGAAAAUCACAGGGUCCUAGUCCUGUUAGAUUAUACCUUAUCUACAAAGGUUGAAGGGAUGCAACUUGGGGUCCUUCCUGUGGGUAAAAUAGAGUUCUACGUGCCAUAAGUAUUAAUAUUAGCAUUUCGUCUCUGAACAUAUAGAUAGGACCUAAUAUGGACAAAAAUCUUUUAUUCUGCUACACUAUAAUUCAGAUUAUCUUUGUAGUACUUCAUCUAAGGUGCAAACUGAAAAAAA